Molecule: messenger RNA, 1248 nt
Organism: Fulvia fulva
Lineage: Eukaryota; Fungi; Ascomycota; Dothideomycetes; Mycosphaerellales; Mycosphaerellaceae
Exons: 3
Coding region: 1-1248 (415 amino acids)
Source: RefSeq, a predicted model, not a curated record
AUGCCUCCAGCAGGGGUCAGUCUCUCUCUACCAAUACUUGCAACAUCAUUAAAGACUGCAGGCCCGAUGUCAGAUCUUGACGGAAGCGAAAGACCUGCAAACAUCAAACUGGUCGCUGAACUCAAGGAACUUAACGAGCUUGCCGCCGACGUACAAAAGCGUCUGACUGGGGGAUUUGGAGACUACUGUGAGGAGGGUAGUCGCGGAGACAUUAGACACUUGCAGAUACCAAAGCUCUUGCAACUCGUCGAGAAGGUAGAGCAACUUAAUACGAAUAUCAACAAACUCCACAGCACUUCCAAUCUCUUGAAAGAAUCAGACGACAUGGCCGACUAUGUGCCUGCCACUCCUACCAAAUCCACCAAGGCUGAGGCAACGAAUGCCCAAUUACAGACGGUCCAGGAUCGUCUCGACAAGAUCGUAGAGCAGAACGAGACGAUGGAGCUCAGAGUGAAAGAUGCGCUCGCGCAGGCACAGGGUGCUAAAAAGGAAUCUGAUGCCACAGAAGUUGAGAACGAGACGUUGCGCAAGGAUGUCACACGGCUGGAGAAGAAGGUAAAGGAGCUCGGCCGCAAAGGCACUAUGUCGCUUCCUGAGCAUGGGUCUGAGCAUGCUGAAUCGCUCUCUCAACCCCUUGGAGACCGUGUCUCACGUGUAGAAGAGCAAAGUCGCCAACCAGUAUCGCCGCGGCCGAGCUUCAGUCAAGUACUGAUUACAAACAUCAAAGAGCCCGACACCGUCUGGAGGUACUUCCAAGCGUUGAUCGGCCCUAGCAGAUACAUGCAUUUCGGGCAGCUCCUUUCACCAUCUCGAUUCGGCGGAACAGUCGUCCUCACCUUCGAGGAUCCAGAUGCAGCUCUUGAAGCCAUACAAUACCACGGCACCGACAUUCGCGGCCACACCUACGGCGUUGAGGAGAUCCUGUAUAGUGAUCUAGACAUGCUCCCGCCGGGCAAUACCAGAGUCCUCAUAUCUGGCUUCAGCAGAUCCUACACCCUUUCCCACGCAGAGGAGUUCCUUCGGAGAAACCUGGUUCCUCAAGGCGUGAAGGGUCCCAGUAUCAAGUUCAUGUUCCAGUGGUCGGAUCUGGAGCCUGUCCGUAGCAUGAUAUUGGCUGAAUUUGAUGGACGAAGCCUACGUGGCAAAGGCAGUCAGAGUUUUCGACAAGAAGGUCGUCGACGGGUGCAACGUGAGGGUUGGAGUCAUUUAAGACGGAAGCAGAACAGGCUAUUACGCCGUUGGACCUGA